AACCGCCCAAAAAGGAGACAAGGGCAAGAAAUCAGACCUACUUACUGUCACAAACUUGGACGAUAACAAAGAAAACAUCCCUCCUGGACUGGCGACGCCAGAGGUAGAACCCGAUCGUGAAAGCAAAGAACCUACACUGGGCUUGACCGAGAACGUACCGAAAGCAACUGUCAGUAUUUUGGAAGCACAAUUGGACGUGACCUGUCCAAGCUUAUGCAAGACUUUGAACAUUCGAACGGUCAAGACAACGAACCUCUCGUCACAGAAGACGCACCUCCCGUCACCGAGAAUUUUCCCGAAACUUCAUCGACGUUGAGGCAGCAGUAUGAGUCACCUUUGAUGCUUUUUGGUGGCUUUAUGAAGGCCGGUAGCAAAACACGUAUUGAAGCCGGUGAAGACGCUCAUCAAAAAGCGCUUUCUCUGUUUUCCGAGGAUAACGACCUUCACCCGUCGGACCGACACGUUGUUCCGUCAGAAAACGGUGCACACUCCUCAUUAAACAUGAAUAACGAUAGCAGUAUCGGUAUCAAAUCCCCAUGUGAGCAGCCACCGUUGCAUAACGAGAACGAUUCCAACGCACGAACUAUUAUAAAGGAUACAAAUGCCACAGAGAAGUCUAUAACGACCGAAACGCCUGACUUUACGACAGGGAGGGGACGUCCGAUACAGUUUUCAUCUGGCACCCAUAUGCUAAACGUAACUCAAGGAAACGAGCAUGCCAAGAAACAACAAUCCGUCAGCUGCGGUGGGAAACGCAGUGCAGCCGAAGCUCGGAGUAAUGACGAUGAUUACAGAUACGAAAACAUCUUAUCGGAAUAUGGUGGAUUCCGGAUGGGAAAUAGUAAAUCAGUCAUCCCAGUUUCAGUAGAGGCAAAACGACAGGCUGUGGAACUUUUCAAUAACGAAACGGUUCCGACUCAAGCAGAACAAUCCAACCAACGAUCAACAUCUGCUGAUAUUAUUCUAACUGAAAAUCCGGAGGUGCAUAAUAACAGCAUACAAGCGGUGCAGAUGCCUGCAAACGACGCUACGGACAGCAUGAAACAUACAACUGCAUCGCCUUUGCGCAUACUAUCUUUCUCGUCGCAAAAACGGUCGUAUAAGCGAAGGCCAGUGGUUCAUCAGACGAAAGUCAAACCUUUCAAAUCACCCGUUGUGCACGCCAACCUCGAGAAGACCAAAGCCGCGAUACAGAAAACCGAAGGGCCUAGCGUGCGUGCCAGGAAUCCUUCCAUUUUCGACUUACAGGUGCCUCGCCAUCGCCAAAACUUGAGUGAUCUGGGCCUUCCUCUCCAGUAUUCCGUUGAUGAGCUUCGUGCUAUGAACAUAUCCGAUGAAAUCAUUUAUAUGACUGCCAGCAAGGCCAAGCAUUUCAGCUUUAAUGGAUGGGGACCGGAUGCUGCGUAUAAAGCGAUGAUUGACGCAGGCGCUGUCUCUACUUCACUGCCGUCUGCUUGGGUGGAAAAUCAUUACAAGUGGAUUAUAUGGAAAAUGGCAUGCAUGAUCCGUUCUUAUCCUAGACAGUUCUCCGAUUCGUGGACACCAGAAAAAGUAUUGGAGCAGCUGUGUUAUAGAUAUGAGCGCGAAAUCAAUCAAGGGCAACAGUCAGUGUUGAAACGAAUUAUUGAGCAAGACGAUGUUGCUGUUAAACAUAUGGUCUUGGCUGUUGCUGAUAUCGUUGACUUGAAAGCUGAUUCAAAUCAUCAGGCAGCAUCUCCAUCCAUGGGCAAAGCGUUAACUUGCAAGCUGGUACUUACGGAUGGCUGGUAUGAAAUCCCUGCAAUGAUGGAUGCGAGAAUGCAACGAGCUGUGGAAACCAGAAAACUGAAAAUCGGUCACAAGCUAUCCAUCUGUGGAGCACAGCUGAUGGGGUCGCGCGUUGCUAAAUCGCCAUUAGCUGCGCUUGGCGAUACGACGUUAUCCAUCUCGACCAACAGUUGCUUGCCAGCAAAAUGGGAUGCCAGGCUCGGGUAUCAGUCGAACGGUCUACUGACACGCUCCAUUUCAUCUCUGUUCGAAGACGGGGGGACAGCUACAGCGAUAGACGUUGUAAUAUGGCGAAAGUAUCCAAUCAUGUACAGCGAAACAUUACCCAAUGGAAACACCAUUACCAGAACAGCCAGCGAAGAAGAGGAUAGACGCAAUCAGCUGUGCGCAACCAUAUAUCAGGGCGAACAAAGCGAUAUUCUUUCAAUACCCAAUCUUCGCUUAGAAUACGACGAUGACAACACAUCCGCUAUGGGCAGAUAUGGAAGCGGCUAUAACAAUGGACAGCGCAGCACGGAAGAACGCAAAGUCUCUGGCUAUUUCAAACUACGUAUUGGAGAUUACAGAAGAUCCCAGUCGAAUGACCCAAUAUCGAUGGCUACACUGCUCAUAUUGAAUGCGAAUGAAGUCAACUACAUGGAUGUGCAGGAAGGGAACCGUUAUCGCAUUACCUUUCUCGCCCCUUAUACUCCCAAAAUCAAAAGAUUCCCUGGUCUUCAUCUAAAAACCACGCGCUAUACACGAUGGGAGCUUAUCUCGAAAGCUACGGAAGACAUGGUCUCCAAGUUCCUCUAUAUUCCCCGUCAAAUUACCCAGUGCGAAGAUAUCCAUACGAUGAACCAAACCGACGACAUGGAUGUCGCCGUAUUUGUAUUACAUGCUGGUUCAGCCACACAAGAUCAGCAUGUCAUUGGUCGUACGCUUUGGCAUCAGACAUUACUGGUUACCGAUGCUAGCCAGCAGUUAUGCCAGAUAAAACUGCGCUUGCCAACCAGACCACUGAGUGGUAUCGAAGGACAGGUCAUUGGCUGCAUGAACUUGCGCUACGAUCUGUUUGAUCAAAAGUUCGGAAUCAUCCACCUGAAAUUUACAGACGACAGUGAAUUAUUUAUCAAAAAACCAUCAUCCAACCAUAUGCAGCGAGCAAUGACGGAUCUGAAAUCAUGGGUUCAGAGUCAUCCAGAUGCUCUAAGCAAUCUCUAUGAGCGUGUCAAUGCUCUGAUCCAUUAACCCAGCAUUUCAUAUUCAUGAUUUGAGUCAAAAAAUAAUGCUUACUGUAUAUCGAAAAAUCAACCAACAACAAAAGAGCGUAUUAAUUUAAGUUAUGCCUGAACAUUUCCUUUUGGGAACUUACUACAUCUUACUAGCAAUUAGUAAAAAAAAUCUUUUGGAAAUUAGCGAUUUGUAAAUCACAUGAUCUACACUAAGCUAUCAGGGCCUGUUAAACCUCUUUUUUUU
Radiomyces spectabilis is the source of this 3225-nucleotide messenger RNA. RefSeq lists its product as uncharacterized. Gene Ontology annotation, biological process: double-strand break repair via homologous recombination; regulation of DNA-templated transcription. The record is from RefSeq and is a predicted model, not a curated record. The transcript is spliced from 11 exons. The coding region runs from base 214 to 2997 and encodes 927 amino acids. Lineage: Eukaryota; Fungi; Mucoromycota; Mucoromycetes; Mucorales; Radiomycetaceae.